Messenger RNA from Oncorhynchus gorbuscha (pink salmon), 5280 nucleotides. RefSeq names its product radixin-like. The record is from RefSeq and is a predicted model, not a curated record. The coding region runs from base 338 to 2101 and encodes 587 amino acids. Gene Ontology annotation, biological process: regulation of organelle assembly; regulation of cell shape; positive regulation of protein localization to early endosome. Gene Ontology annotation, cellular component: adherens junction; filopodium; apical part of cell. The transcript is spliced from 15 exons. Gene Ontology annotation, molecular function: cell adhesion molecule binding; actin binding. Lineage: Eukaryota; Metazoa; Chordata; Actinopteri; Salmoniformes; Salmonidae.
GCGUACCCCCACAUAUUAAAUCAACCACGCCUGGCAUCGACUAGUCCGACGGCCAUAUUGAAUGUCUUCACAAAUCGCCUUACGGUGGAUCUCAAUUGCACGGUUUUCUCACUCAUGUCCGUUCUAACAAGCUUCACGAGCAAAUUGGAGGUGACAAGAGUACAUUAAAUAUAUUCGUUUAGUUUACAGCGUGGAUAACCUGAAAGCAUUGAAUACUCCGAAUUGUGUCGGUCUUUGAAGCUGUAGUCCUUCACCAGAGGUCCUGUGAAACAGGGAAGCUGUCCGUCCUGUGAGUUGUCUUCUCAGCUGCCGGGUGAAGGGAGGAGAGGAGACAAACAUGCCGAAACCGAUUAAUGUGCGGGUGACCACCAUGGAUGCAGAGCUGGAGUUUGCCAUCCAGCCCAACACCACUGGCAAACAGCUCUUUGACCAGGUGGUGAAGACGGUGGGGCUUCGCGAGGUCUGGUUCUUCGGACUGCAGUACGUGGACAGCAAGGGUUACAGCACGUGGCUGAAGCUUAAUAAAAAGGUGACAGCCCAGGACGUAAAGAAGGAGAACCCUCUGCAGUUUAAGUUCCGGGCCAAGUUCUUCCCUGAGGACGUGUCUGAGGAGCUGAUCCAGGAGAUCACACAGAGACUCUUCUUCCUGCAGGUGAAGGAGGCCAUUUUGAACGAUGAGAACUACUGUCCCCCGGAGACUGCCGUGCUGCUGGCAUCCUACUCUGUCCAGGCCAAGUACGCCGACUACAACAACGACAGCCACAAGCCUGGCUACCUCACCAACGACAGACUGCUGCCACAGAGAGUCCUGGAGCAGCACAAGCUCACCAAGGAGCAGUGGGAGGACCGGAUACAGACCUGGCAUGAGGAGCACCGAGGCAUGCUCAGAGAGGACACAAUGAUGGAGUACCUGAAGAUAGCUCAGGACCUGGAGAUGUAUGGAGUCAACUACUUUGAGAUCAAGAACAAGAAGGGGACAGAGCUGUGGCUGGGAGUGGACGCCCUGGGACUCAACAUCUACGAACACGAAGACAAACUGACACCAAAGAUCGGCUUCCCUUGGAGCGAGAUCCGAAACAUCUCCUUCAACGACAAGAAGUUUGUCAUCAAACCCAUCGACAAGAAAGCUCCAGACUUUGUGUUCUACGCGCCGCGGUUGCGGAUCAACAAGCGGAUCCUGGCUCUGUGUAUGGGGAACCACGAGCUGUACAUGAGGAGGAGGAAGCCUGACACCAUCGAGGUGCAGCAGAUGAAGGCCCAGGCCAGAGAGGAGAAACACCACAAACAACAGGAGAGAGCCCAGCUGGAGAACGAGAAGAAGAAACGAGAGCACGCGGAGAAAGAGAAGGAGAGAAUAGAGCGAGAGAAGGACGAGCUGAUGGAGAGACUGAGGCUGAUCGAAGACCAGACGAUGAGGGCCCAGAAAGGACUGCUCUCAGCGCCAGAGUUGGAGGAGCAGACACGCAGGGCCCUGGAGCUGGAGCAGGAGAGGAAGGGAGCCAGGGAGGAGGCGGAGAGACUGGAGAGGGAGAGACAGGCAGCGGAGGAGGCCAAGGCGGAGCUGGCCAGGCAGGCCGCUGACCAGAUGAAGAACCAGGAACAACUGGCCGCUGAGCUGGGCGAGUUCACUGCCAAAAUAGCCCUGCUGGAGGAAGCCAAGAGAAAAAAGGAUGAGGAGGCCACUGAAUGGCAGCAGAAGGCCAUCUCAGCCCAGGACGACCUGGAGAAGACCAAGGAGGAGCUGAAGACGGUGAUGACGAUCUCAUCGACCCCAGCGGGCGGCUCCACUGAGAGCGAGCACGAGGAGCAGGACGAGAACCACGCAGAGGACGCCGCCGAGCUCUCCCUGGAGGGCGUGAGCGCCCUGGACCUGCGCAGCGAGGAGGAGCGCGUCACUGAGGCCCAGAAGAACGAGCGCCUCAAGAAACAGCUGCAGGUGUUGAGCUCGGAGCUGGCUGAAGCCAUAGACGAUACCAUGAAGACCCAGAAUGACAUGCUUCACGCGGAGAACGUGAAGGCCGGGAGAGACAAGUACAAGACCCUACGUCAGAUCCGCCUGGGCAACACCAAGCAGCGCAUCGACGAGUUUGAGUCCAUGUGAUCUGUUCUGGGUUCCCCCAUCUGUCCAUUGGCGACUCGCUUUUCACCAGAGCAACAGGCGCUGUCCCUCCUACACUCACCCUUUACCCCGUACCCAUAACCGCAAAGGUUCCAGAGGGCACGGCCGCCACCGCCUCAAACUUUGCCAAAGCUCUGCCCGCAUCUCCAUCAGGAAUCGCCCAAUCGGGCGCAAGCAACGCUUUGCACCGUUCUGAACAUGCUAUUCUCCUUAUAUUGCAAAGAAUACGUCUGUGCUUUGCUUUCAAAUAUCUAACAUGGAGACACAACAAAAACCAGAAUGGGGAAGAUUGGAUUUUUAAGCGAACAAGGCCAUCGGAAGCUUUUUUUUGUUGUUUUUGCCAGUAAGCUAGUAUGCAAUGCUUUAGUGUUACUGACUCUGUCUUCAGUUGAACUUAUUGAUGUUGUCUGGUACUUUCAAAACCGUUUUUUGUUCUGAUCUAUGAUUCUGACACGUUUUAUUGAAGCCCUGUUUCUUAAGUUCUCUGUGCUCAUUGGUCCGAGGCUGGUAGAGGCUUGUGUUAGUUGUGGGAUCGAUCUAUUCAGUUAUGUUGUGAACAAUUUCAAAACAUUGAAUUGUUUUAAAACAAAUGAGCCUAUGGGUAACAGGGUUGACAUGUUUAUGCUCGACCCAGUCAGUCUCCUACCACAAAAUGGCCAGAAAGAGUAGAACCAGCUCUCCUGCUUUUACACUAUGAUUUGACUAUUAGAUGUUCAAUUUUUCUUUUGGAGAAAAAAUAUAUUUAAAAAGGAAUAUUUUCAACAUAUUAAAGUGAGAGUUCAGUUGUCGUAACAGGGUUGACCUUUAAAAUGAGAGACCAGGUUUUUUUUUUUGUAACCUUAAUGAAUCACUAAUCACAUGAAAUAAAGUCUUCAGAAAUGUCUUCGUCAAAGCAACAAAAUAACUAUUGCUGAACAAUGAUGGUGAAAGCCUGGGGAAAUGUUGAUAAGUGGGUUAAAGUCUUCCUGGAAGUCGGAGGCACGGAGAGGAAUGCUGAAUUUUGCCACUGAGUCUUUAUUCAUAUAAAAAUCUGACUCAUUGAAUUUACCGUGGAGUCUAUGUUAAAGGGCACUUCAUUGAAAAGAACAGGCUUUUAAAAUUCUAUAUUGAUGCACCAUUUCGUCUUAAAAUAUCAAAGGGAUGCAAAAAGGAAGUUGUGGAACGGCCCUACUAUCUAGACUGAGCAUCAGUGCAAAGCCACUACACCAGUCUUGAGGAGAGGUGCGAGUCUUGAUGAAUAAACUGUAGAAUAUAGUGAGAUUUGAUUUGGUGCUCAAGGAUACAUAAUGUAGUAAAGCACAUUUGGUCGGAGAUAAACUGAUAGUAUGGUGAAGAUAAGCUAAUUGGUUAGGCGUGUGGGUAGGAAGAGGGUGAAAGCUGUUAGUUUAGCUCCUGUGAACUGACUCCUAGUGUUUCAUGUCCAGUCACCAUAGAUGCUUUUUACAGCCUACCAGCUCACAAAGGCCCAGGAAAGAUGGACAGAGAUGCUUAAGUGCGGUGAGAGUGCCAGUAUGUCUCUGUCUCUGCAUCGUAGUAACUUUUGAAGAGGUAUACCAUGGUCUUUCUGGCUGGAGAGCACAUGAAAACGUCAGUACUUGUCGGAGAAGAGAUCUCUACCUCAAUACUGUAACCACAGUGACUGACCCAAUCAAACACUCUGUCUCAAUCUCCUCCCACAGAUUCUGAGUUUUGACUGUGGCUUGGCUAGUUCAGACUAGGAGGUGAUGUUGCUUUAUUGGUUAACAUUUCAACCAAAAUAAGAAUGCUAUUUUUAUGCCAGAUGUACUUUCAAGCGGUGACUCAUUCAAGUGUCACUAGUGGAGAAUUGAUCAAAAAAUGUUUUACGCGGUGGCCUCUUUGAUACAUCUACCUUUUUGUUUUGUGUUACUAAAGUUUCUCUGAACUACACCUAAAUUAUCCAGAAGAUCAAAUGUCAAGCAAUCCAAGCCAAUCCAGCACCGAGGACGCGGCUGUGAGUCUGUAGUGGACUGUUCUGAUACUGUGCAGUAGUGAGGUUGAGGACAUCAGUGACCCAGGCUGUGUAGACAUGGUGUCUGUGUCCUGUGGUAGUGGAGCUGGUUUGACUGGUUAUUGUUAAGAGCUGUUUGGACUUGGGACCUGCAUCUGUCUGCUGACAGCCAACUGGGGCCAGAAUAGGACAGUCAUGUUUCUCCUCAGCUGCUGGACAGAUCUGCUCACCGUUCUCUCUGCCACAGCUGUCAGCAGGAUGGAUGGAAACCCAAUGGCAGAGUGCCACCAAUUUAGGACUGUGAAGAGACAGACUGGUGCAGAUGUCCGAGGUGAAUGUGCCCCCCUAUCUAUUUGCUGUCAUUAGAGGGACCCAAGCUCUUGUGGUCCCCCCCCCCCCUCGAUCUUAGAAUUCUGCAGAUUUAAAUGUUAUGUUCAGUGGGAAUGGAGAACAGGCCAAUUUACUUUUUUUCAGACCUUGAUCUUUUCUCACCCAACCUUUUUACUCGCUCCAACUAAAAAUAACUCCAGUUUUGUGGAUAAAUGUUACUGAUGCGUUUUGAAUGAAACGGAGUGUUCAGUUUUUAUUUGCAAUCAGAUGACGUGAUUAUUUGUUAUGCUACACUAGAUAGCUGGUUUAAGUUGAGAUCUUUAAAGCCAGAGUUUUAAUAAAAUAAAGCACUUGUUUGGAUCCGGAGGACACUGAAGGGGCUUGACCCAAACCUGCCUUUUAGUUAACCCAGUGAGUGUCCAAAUAUAGGGAUUGUAUUUGCCAUAGCAGGUGAAAAACAAAACUGUGCUUCCAACUUAUUUUUUGUAAUGUGUUUCCAAGAUCAAACUAUCUACCAGCAUGCAUCAGUAGCUCACUGGAGGUGAAAAGAGAACUACUCUACAUGCCACCAUCCCCCAUAUUGUUGAGUUGUGCUUUUCCCAUUGGCUGAGCCUGUUAGCCUGCUUGUUUGACCACCAAUGAGAACCGUGUCAGUGAUGCCUCUUUUGGAAACAGCUGUCAUGUUUGCAGUUCAGUUUUUCCUUAAGCUUAAAACUAGUGUUUCUGUAAGAUGGACACAGAUGGACCUCAGUCCAUUGGUUUCACAAUAAAAGUUAAAAACUAUGUUUUUUGUUUUUGUUUAUCAAUCAUUUAAACAUACUAUAUUAUAUCUCUGACACCAGUAAAAUAUGUUUUAAGUGAU